This is a messenger RNA of Rhizophagus irregularis DAOM 181602=DAOM 197198, 474 nucleotides long. NCBI's taxonomy places the organism in Eukaryota, Fungi, Glomeromycota, Glomeromycetes, Glomerales, Glomeraceae. The record is from RefSeq and is a predicted model, not a curated record.
AUGCAAGACAAUGAACCAAUCAUGCGAGUGUUAGCGAAAUUAAUUUUAUUGAAUAUUCUCAACAAAAUUGUAUUUGUCGGUGUAGCAUUAGUUGGCGUGAAUGACAUAUCAAAACUUCCUACGAAUCCGAUUAUCAUCAGUGAAGAUAAAGUUAAAGACGUUGAAUUAGGCAGGCUCAGUAAAGUCUGUGCUCAUAAUAUUGAAGAACUUCAUCUACAUAGUAGAAAGCGAGGACGUGGUGGAAGGAAACAAUCUGGAACUGCCAAACGAUCUAACGACCCUAAUGUUUCAUCAGACGAAGAUAAAGGUGAUAGUGAUAAAUCGUCAUCAGUAGAUCCAGUUGACCAAAGUCAAUUGGAUCAGUUUAAAGAUGAAUAUUAUGGAGUACAAGAUUUAGGUCAAGAUGGCGAUGAACUUGAAGAGGAUGAUUAUAAUGAAACAACACUUCAGCACUACUUCAGCCAGAGAGAAUAG